Messenger RNA from Penicillium cataractarum, 1701 nucleotides. Its product is annotated as FAD-dependent oxidoreductase. The record is from RefSeq and is a predicted model, not a curated record. Bases 1 to 1701 code for a protein of 566 amino acids. Gene Ontology annotation, molecular function: FAD binding; oxidoreductase activity. The transcript has 3 exons. Lineage: Eukaryota; Fungi; Ascomycota; Eurotiomycetes; Eurotiales; Aspergillaceae.
AUGAUUAGCACACUUUUGCUUCCUCUUCUUGCAACUGCGGCCAUUGGGGCACCGCAGUCUUCCAAUUGUCGAUGUCGCCCCAGUGAUAGCUGCUGGCCGUCUACAAAGCAGUGGUCAGCAUUGAACAAGACCAUCAACGGGAACCUGGUGGCAGUCCGCCCUGUUGCCUCGGUCUGUCACCAGCCCGAGUACAAUGCAGAUGCAUGCAAGACCGUUACCAAUCUCUGGUCCGACUCUGUCUGGCGUUCUUCUCAACCAGGUGCUGGUCAAUGGGAGAACUGGGAAGCUUGGCCAGAGCGUAACCAGUCGUGCUACGUCGACUCUCCCCAAGAUACCGCCUGUCAGCAAGGCCGGAUCUCGUUAUACUCCGCCGAAGUUCAAAGUGCAUCCGACAUUCAACGUGCUGUUCGAUUCGCCAGUACCCAUAACCUUCGACUGGUCAUUAAAAAUACUGGGCACGACUUUUUGGGACGAUCAACGGCUCCGGAAUCGCUGCAGAUCCUCACGCAUACAAUGAAGGAUAUCAAGAUUUCGGAUAAUUUUGUUCCUAAGGGUUCGUCCAAGAGUGCAGGUCCUGCGAUCACGAUUGGUGCCGGUGUACAGCUUCCGGAGAUGUAUAAAGCUGUAGCUCAACAUAACCGGACGGUUAUCGGAGGUUCCGCGCACACCGUGGGUGCUGCUGGAGGGUAUGUUCAGGGCGGUGGUCACUCACCAUUCGGCCAUUGGAAGGGCCUGGCAUCGGACAAUGCACUGGAAUUUGAGGUGGUGACGGCCGACGGCUCACUUGUCACUGCAAACUCAUACCAAAACAAAGACCUCUUCUGGGCUCUCAGAGGAGGCGGUGGUGGAACUUUCGGCGUGGUCACCAGCGUCACCAUGCGUACAUUUGAAGAAGUGCCAGUCGUUGCGUAUAACUUCAACAUAACUACUGCUGGCGGCGACCCUCGCUUCUGGGACGCAUUCGCCGAAUGGCACGCCGCACUCCCAUCAAUCAAUGAUGGCGGUGGCUCCGGGUAUUAUUUCGGUCUCCCGAAUUACCCUAUCGCUGCGAGCGUCAGCGUAUCGACCAUGAUAACCCUGAUGCUGUUCCCUGAAAAGACGGACGUCGCCGAAGUCGACAAGCUAUACCAGCCGCUAGCUGCGAAGCUCCAGCAGAUUGGUGGAGUUCAGACCGUGAAUGCGUCUAUUCCCUUCCCAACAAUGAAUUCGACCAUCUUUACUAUGCUCAUUGGUGGUGAAUCUGAUAGCACCGGUGGCAUAUCAAUGCUGGCGUCUCGUCUAUAUUCUAAAAAUCUCAUGACAUCUCAGGAUGGCCCCGGGCGUCUGGCCAAUGCCUUCAAGAGCAUCAAGUGGAAUCCUUACGCCGAGUUUAUCGGCCAUGUGGUUGCCGGUGGAGCCGUUGCGGCUAAUGCUGACAAGGUUGACAGUGCUGUUAACCCAGCCUGGCGAAAGACCAUCUCGCAUCUGCUCUUCUCCCGAUCAUGGGCGACUACUGCCACGCUGGCAGAGCAGACGGCUGUCAUCAAGAACAUGACUGAUGUGGAGAUUCCCAUUCUACGGUCGGUCGAGGGCUUCGUUCUGGGGGCCAAUUAUCCUCGUCUGUACAGCAUCAAGCAGAAGUGGGAUCCUAAAGGGCUCUUCAUUUCUCGUAAAGGUGUUGGUAGUGAAGACUGGGAUGAUGCAGGCUUGUGUCGUACUUAG